Messenger RNA from Neodiprion fabricii, 1242 nucleotides. RefSeq names its product pancreatic lipase-related protein 2-like. Bases 76 to 1083 code for a protein of 335 amino acids. The record is from RefSeq and is a predicted model, not a curated record. Gene Ontology annotation, molecular function: lipase activity. The transcript has 5 exons. Gene Ontology annotation, biological process: lipid metabolic process. NCBI's taxonomy places the organism in Eukaryota, Metazoa, Arthropoda, Insecta, Hymenoptera, Diprionidae.
CUCAUCAAUUUGAAGCUAGUACACUUGGCCAGAAUAUCAUCAUUGUCAUCCAGGUCUUGUAACUUUCUGGGAGCGAUGCUUUCAAUUUUGGUUUUCGUCCUCAUUCCGGUGGCGACCAGGGGUGCCGGUACAUUCAGCGCCGAAUUCAUCCUCCCUGAAACACCGCCACUGCAGAUUAGUUACUUAGAAGAAGGGCUUCCGCUGGAUAAAAUCGUCAAUUUGACUGUAAACGUUGAAAGCGAGGUCGCCUUCUAUCUCUUCACCAAGGGGAACACAGAUACGGCUCAGAUACUGAGAGUCGGAGACGUCAAGAGCGUGGUGGAGUCUUCCUUCGACUCCGAAUGGCCAACAAAAGUGAUGAUUCACGGAUGGACCGACAGCAUUGACUCCCGGUGGUACAUUUCUUAUCGGGAAAAUUACCUAGCCAGUGGAAACUACAACCUGAUCUUCGUCGAUUGGUCGUCACCUGCUGGACGAGAGUAUUUUACCUCCGCGAAGUUGACCCGACCUGUGGGUGAGCAUCUCGGAAAACUUCUGGCCUUCCUCGAGGAUCACGGCAAUGUUUCCCUCUCGAACGUACAUAUCCUGGGACAUAGUCUUGGCGCCCAUGUUGCGGGUGUCGCUGGAUCUAUGGUGUCAGGACGAGUUGGACGAGUGACAGGUUUGGAUCCAGCUCGUCCAGCUUUCGAGGCCCCUUUCCUCAUCGAUCCCAGAGACCGUCUGGAUCCGACGGACGCUGAAUUCGUCGACGUAAUUCACACCUGCUCCGGCACUUUAGGGUUCGUCUCAUCCAUUGGUCACGCCGACUUUUAUCCCAAUGGGGGAACCUUCAAUCAGCCCGGAUGUCCACCGAUAGCUUCUCAAUUUUGCAGCCAUGCCAGAUCACACCAGUACAUGUCAGAGUCCAUCGUUCGGCCGGAAGGAUUCUUGUCCAUACGUUGUGAAAGUUGGGGAGAAUUCGUUUCGGGACGUUGCAGUGAUCAGGGUAAACAAGUGUUCAUGGGAGAAAUACUGAGCAUGGAGACACGUGGAAGGUUUUACCUGAGAACCAACUCUCAGCAACCUUUCGGGCAAGGAAUCUAGGCAGAGAAAUUAUAGGCCAGAAUAAGUACAACUGCGUGUUCCCGUUUAUGCGUGAAACUUCCACUAUUGAAUCAAUUGUCGUCCAAUUCGUCCAUGUCCUCACUGGACGGUUUCUCGAUCUCACCACCGAAGAGGACUCUGUACUUCCGGCGAACAAUG